Trichogramma pretiosum is the source of this 5101-nucleotide messenger RNA. RefSeq lists its product as uncharacterized. The transcript is spliced from 7 exons. Gene Ontology annotation, biological process: regulation of RNA splicing. NCBI's taxonomy places the organism in Eukaryota, Metazoa, Arthropoda, Insecta, Hymenoptera, Trichogrammatidae. The record is from RefSeq and is a predicted model, not a curated record. Bases 515 to 3823 code for a protein of 1102 amino acids. Gene Ontology annotation, molecular function: protein binding. Gene Ontology annotation, cellular component: cytoplasm; nucleus.
GCGAGCAUCGUUCGCGAGUCUGUGAUCGACGUUACAGGCAGGCGCGCCUCGUCCUUUUAAAUGAUACAACGCGAAUAAUCCCGCGGCGCUCGGGUCACCGAUAACGACACGAAAAACAACGAGUCUCGUAAGCUGGCCGUUGUUCAACGAGUGCCUGCAGUAUGCAUCAUCGGUAGGGAAUCGGAAUCGCGACUUCCGAUCGGUUGCGGCAUGAUCGUUGGCUGGGCACCGAUCGACAGCGCGACGUUCGUUGCUAAUUCUUUCAAACGAAACGCGUCCAUGUGCGGAUCUUCGACUCGAUUCCGGCCUGCCUCGCAUCAGUAACGCACCCAUCGCUGCGUGAUUUUGUGCGCGAUCCGUCGCUAUGAUCGAGCUGUGCAGUUGAAAUCGUAGGCACAGCUGCGCGCAAGUGUGCAGUGCGCAAAGAGGGAAAAGGGCAAGAAGAGAGCAGUGAAUCGUUGUUGGCCUCGUCGCUCGUGGCUGCGCGCGUGUCUGUGAUAAAUUUUUCGAAGAAAUGGAGGAUCCGGAUACGUGUUUCAGCGCUGGUAGCAUCGCCGGCGCGGUGAUCGGCACGUUCGCCGUCACCUGUCUCCUCUUCGGCCUCGCGGCCUUGAUUUAUCGCCAGUGGCGCAGACACAAGGGCAAACAUCUGGUACUCGUGACGGAUCCGGAAAUCGUCGAGGAGGCCUACGCGUUCGACAAUCCGUGCUUCAAGGACGUGACGCCGGCGACGACGCGAAGUCUACGGCCGCAGAACAACAGCGUUCUGUCAUCUCGAACCGAGACGACGACUAAUAACGCAACUUCGACGCCCAUUUCCAAAGAAGCCACCGGCAAGUGGUCCCUCGGCUCGCCUUGGGCCAACAUCGGCAAAGUCAUCGAUAAACGCCGAACGCUCGACGACUCCGUGAUCGGGCCGAAGGCAGCCCGAGUGUCGAUGGUGAGCCUGCGGAGUCGCGACUUCACGGGUCUCGGCUUCAACGUCUGCGGCAAUAUGCGCGAGGGCAUAUUCGUCAAGGACCUGAUGCACCGCGGACCUGCCUCGGAGUCCGGUCUCAUCAAUCCAGGUGACCAAAUAAGCAGCAUCAAAAUAUCCUUCCGCUCGAUGGUCUACGAAGAUGCCUUGACCAUACUGUCGUACGCCUCGCCUUACGAGGUCGAGCUGGAAGUCGAGAGCGGCGUGUCCACGCCCAACUCCAAGCCCACGACUCUGCUGAAAAAGUCGAGCGGCGUCACGCCGACCAAUCAGCGCAUAUGCCAUCCUCUCUAUCGGAGUCAGUCCAUACCCGAAUUGUCGCAGCAGUCCUCGGCGCACAGGAAGAAGCGUCUCUUCACCAACGAUCUGACCAAGGAUUCGACCAUCAAGUCCAUCAAAUCGAAUCCGGGUGUUCAAACUUUGGAGCGCAAACACGAAGAGAUGAAGAAUCACCACCCUAAAUUUGGCAUUAAGGUAUUGCCCGCCCUCGACGGCACGAUACAUCGAGUGGAGACGCAAAACGAGCACAACACGAACCUCGAGCGUCGUCACUCUCGCAAAGCAGAGACGGACGACAACAAGCGUAAUUCCCAAGUCAGCAACGGCAAAGAUCGGCGCAUCGUCACCGAGAGCACUCAGCAAAGGAGCAACUCCAGCGGCAAAAAAGCCGUACACGUCAACGACGGCUUUGGAAUCGACGUACCCGAUCGAGCCUCCGAAAUCGUCAAGGAUAACUGUCUGAUGAUUCCAACGGAAGUGCCAGCCGAGGUUCACAAUGCCGCGAUGGUGGCUCGUAGAAAUCGCAAGAGUUACACGGAGCAGCCAGCAACGAGCAAGAAGUUGUCGGCCGAGCCAACAGCCUCGUCAACACCGGACCGAAGCUCCAAGUCUCGCCGAGACAGCGAUUUGGAAGCCAAGAGUCCGAGCAAAGGCAAGCGCAAGGCACCCGCGCCUCCUGCCUCUCGUAACGCUUCGCUCGAAGAAACUACCUCGAGAAUCGAUAAUCCGGAGGACCAAGGCAUCGGUGCGUCGACUAACGAAGAGGAAAAAAGGGAGGAAAAAAAGGGCCAAGCAGCGAAGCAGCAGAAGGAGGACACGUUGAAAAUGCAGCAAGCCAUGCGAAGAGUCCAGGCGCAUCGCGUCUCCGAGUCGGACACCGAGACCGAGCUCCAGCAGAGCCUGACCAACAUCGAGCUGAAGCCGUCGGAGAUCACGAUACACCACACACCCGUGCCCGAAGUCAGCAACGAGUCGGACGAGGUCGACGAGGCCGAGCUCUACCGCAAGGCCGCCAGCCUCGGUGAUCUGUCGCGCUACGAGGCCAAGGCCAACUCGCAGACCCUCGAGAGGGCCCAGAGCUUGGACAUGACGGAUCCGUGCUCGAAGAAGCGCAAGGCGCCUCUGCCGCCGCCCGACGACAUCAACGAGUCCACGGAGGAUCUCACGAAGCUCGAUCAGAUCGAGCGCAGGAAGCUCAAAAAGUCCAGCGAGUGGGGAACGCUCGAGGACGCUUUCUGGAAGGCCGGCCAGAGCGACCAGUCGAAGCUCGCCAAGGACGAAGAGCAGCCGCCGACCGACUCCCAGGAGACGAGCAUCGAAUUGUACAAUUUACCCCUGAGCACGAGGCUGACGCGCCAGUUCAUCGAGGCCGAGAAACAGUUCAACGCCGAGACGGACAAUUCGCUGGCGCGUCUGCUGAACGACGGGACCACCGUGAAGGCGCCGCCCGACGAGCGAGUCGAGGCCGAGUUCCGCGAGGCGCAUCCACUGCCGCCGGACAACGACCAGGAAGAAAUCCUACUGGAGCGCGAGAGCGAGCCAGCGCUGUUGGCGAGAGCCUGCAGCGGCGGCAACGAUUCGCCAAGCGGUCCGGACUUCAAGAGCGCCGUCGACUUCUUCGAGGAGAGCUCGGCAAAUACGCGCAAAUACGAGACGAAGCUCAGCCUCGCCGCCGAGCAGCCCGAGGAUCUCUACGGCGAGCUCGAGGAGGUGCACGAGGAGCCGAUCGUCAAAGUCACGCAGCUCGUCGAGCCGUGUCCCGGCUGCGAGCGCAGACACGAGAGCCACAGCGGCAUCUGCGCGCUCGCCAAGGACUCGACCAACGACACCGCCGACCCAUCGUCCUAUCGCCAAACGAUAAGGCUGCAGAAGCAGGACGGCCUCGAGGAGAAGGAGGCGACGCUCGGCCAGCACGACGCGUCCGCCAUGGAGAGGUUCGAGACGCACUACGCCAAGCCGAUCAUGCACGACUUCGGCAGCGACGACGAGGAGCCGGAUCGAGGCCAAGAGGAGAAGCUCGACGGCUCCUCGUGCACGGUCACGAUCAACAGCGAAAAGCUCGACGACCGGGCCAACGUCAGUAACGUGAGUGUGUCCUCGUUGUCCGUUGACCUGGGCAGCGAGUCCGGGCCAGAAACGGGCCCGGCUCAAAAAAAGCAGCUCACCUACGUCACGGAGAUCAAGGUGAUGCCGCAACGAGCCAAGGAUCAAGAGGUCCUCGAGCUCAACGAGCAAUCGCUCGACAACCAAGAGAUCGUCUCCUUUCUGGAGAAUCGUAAGGAGCCGCGACCGACUUCCAACGGCAAAUUGCCGCUGGGCCAGAAGCCCCCUGUACCCCCGAGGCGCUCCGAUGCCCCCAGGUACGUGCCCACGACGAGGAACGACGAGAGACAAGUCGUUUACGUCUCGGAAUACAGAUCGCCCGCCAAAGACGAAAGCCGCGUCAUCUCCAAGGAUAGUUCCAAGGAGAUCGAGAUCAAUCCUUGGUCGAACGGCGCCAGUCAGCCGCAGACCGUGACAAACAUCGUACUCUCGACGUCGACCGAAGAUCAGAUCAUCAACAAGUGAAAAGAAAAGUCCCACUAGUUACGCACAUAUUUCUAAGCCUUUUUAAAUUCCGUAUACCCUAAACUUGGCUCAUUUUAAAAGAGUAAUUGAUUUGAUCGAUAAAUAUUUUCUUGGGAAAAUUAAAUCAAUUUAAUCGACAAUAUAUGUAAUAAUGAAUCAAUAAUAGAAACAUGAUUGCAAUCAAUUCGUUGCAAACCGUAUAGUUGUUUUAGCGUAAAAUAACUCGACGCGAUUCUUCAAUUUACUAAAACUUCAAGUAAUUUUUACAACCUUUUUUUAGUAAUGUUGUUGUUUUAUCUAAUAAUUUAACAUAAAAUAACGUUAAUUUUUUUGUUGAUGAAACGGUAUGUUAUAAGGUGUCUGUGCCAUAUAAGGGUAAAGUUGGAAAAGAAUAAUCUUGUAACUUUUAUUGUUAUAACAAGAUGAAAGACAUUCUAUAACUUAAACUCUCUGGUAUGCAUGAAAGAAAUAUUACAUAAUGGUAUGUACAAAUUUCACGAUUUAGUAAAUUCAGGACAGAGUGUAAUUACAUGUUAAAUAGUAACUACUUUUAAUUAUUUUUAGUUUAUACCAUUAUACACUUAAAAAUCAUCAAAUGAAGACCUUUCAUUGCAUCAAAAACAAUGUGUACAAUAUAUGAAGGUUGCCGGAAUUUUCUUAUUGAAAUAAUUUAUGAUUUAUUUUAUAAUAAAGAGAAAUUUAUAAUGCAAAUUUCAAUUUUUAUUGAGAGAUAGAAUAGUUACUAAUUUAUAGAAUUCAUUUACUGGCACUGGCCAUGUAUAAAAAUAAUUUAUGAUGUAUAAAAUAUUAGAAUUAUUUAGAAGAUUGUAUAAAUAUAAAUAUAUUAACAAGUAUACACCAAUUCGCUCCCAAUUUAAAAAUUUUAAUAAAAAUUGUGUUAAAAAACAUAAAUGGAAAGUAAAUAGCAUGGAUUUAUAAAAAUAUUUAGAAAUUUAUUCAAAUGUAUUCAUAGUAAUAAUAUGGAUAAAUGAAAAAUGUCUCGAAGAAUAAAAACCCUAAAAGAAUUACAGACAAAUAAAAUCAAAGACAAAAAUUUUGUAAAAUAAUCUAUAAAGAAUUCAUUUUGUAUCAAGUACCUUGAACUAUGUUAUAGUUAUUUAACAUGCUUAUGCAUUUCAUCAUAUCAAUGCAGUCAUUUUUAAUCAAUAUUUCCUAAAUUUUUAUAGAAUCUACUUUUAUAUAAUAUUUCACAUUAGAGUUUCUUAUCCUGGUGCUUGUAAAUGAAUUUUACUUAUAAAAAAUUUAAGGAUAUUCAAU